UUUCUUUUCAACCUUAAAAGAGUAGUCCAAAACCAUACUCAUUUGUUUCAAUACAUCUCUGAAAAUGGCUUCAACACAAGUUUCCCAAGUUCAAGCUUCCGUCCUUCCGUCGGAUAAUGAAAAUCGGCCCAAGGCCGAUUUUCAUCCCGGCAUUUGGGGUGAUAUGUUCCUCCAAUGUCCUAUCACGGAUAUUGAUGCUGCAACCGGAUUACAGUACGAAGAAUUGAAAGAGGAGGUGAGGAAGAUGAUUGUGGAACCUGUUGAGGAUUCAAACCAAAAGUUACCCUUCAUUGAUGCAGUUCAAAGAUUGGGUGUUAGCUAUCACUUUGAGAAAGAGAUUGAAGUUCAACUCGAGAAAAUAUACCAUAUCAAGACCAACGAAGUUGACAAUGAUCUCUACACCACUGCUCUUCGAUUCCGUUUACUUAGAGAGCACGGCUUCCGUGUUUCCUGCGACGCAUUCAACAAGUUCAGAGACGAGGAAGGGAAUUUCAAGGCAUCGUUGACGAGUGAUGUGCGAGGAUUGUUGGAGCUUUACGAAGCUUCGUAUAUGAGGCUCCAUGGGGAAGAUAUACUUGACGAAGCCAUUUCUUUCACCGCCGCUCAACUUACACUUGCAUUACCAACUCUAGACCAUCCUUUGUCGGAACAGGUCGACCAUGCCUUGAAACAGUCCAUCCGAAGGGGGUUGCCGAGGGUGGAGGCUCGAAAAUUCAUUUCCAUAUACGAAGAUGUCGAAUCACAUAACAAACAACUGCUUCAGUUUGCAAAGAUUGAUUUCAACUUGUUGCAACUUCUGCACAGGAAAGAGCUAAGUGAGAUCUGUAGGUGGUGGAAAGAUUUAGACUUUACGAGAAAACUUCCAUUUGCAAGAGACAGAGUGGUGGAAGGCUAUUUCUGGAUAAUGGGAGUUUACUUCGAACCCCAAUACCCCCUUGGGAGAAAGUUUUUGACAAAAGUCAUUGCCAUGGCUUCCAUUGUGGAUGAUACAUACGAUUCAUUUGCAACAUACGAUGAACUCAUUCCCUAUACAGAGGCUAUCCAAAGGUGGGAUCUUAAAUGCAUGGAUCAACUUCCGGAAUACAUGAAAAUAAGCUACAUGGCGCUGCUAGAUGUUUAUGAAGAAAUGGAACAACUAUUGCCAAUCGCGCUUUGA
Hibiscus syriacus is the source of this 1156-nucleotide messenger RNA. RefSeq names its product (+)-delta-cadinene synthase isozyme A-like. The transcript has 5 exons. Gene Ontology annotation, molecular function: magnesium ion binding; terpene synthase activity. Bases 65 to 1156 code for a protein of 363 amino acids. Gene Ontology annotation, biological process: diterpenoid biosynthetic process. The record is from RefSeq and is a predicted model, not a curated record. NCBI's taxonomy places the organism in Eukaryota, Viridiplantae, Streptophyta, Magnoliopsida, Malvales, Malvaceae.